Molecule: messenger RNA, 1689 nt
Organism: Saitoella complicata NRRL Y-17804
Lineage: Eukaryota; Fungi; Ascomycota; Saitoellomycetes; Saitoellales; Saitoellaceae
Product: cysteine proteinase
Exons: 3
Coding region: 1-1689 (562 amino acids)
Biological process (GO): protein deubiquitination
Cellular component (GO): cytoplasm
Molecular function (GO): cysteine-type deubiquitinase activity
Source: RefSeq, a predicted model, not a curated record
AUGAAGGGUGGGAACGGGAGUGACGAGGAGUAUGUCGACGUCGAGGGGAUCGUGGAGGACCAGGGAGGGAGACCAAUGGUCGACAUCAUUGCGCCAACACCAACCUACCCCGUCUCUGUCCCCGUCAUCAAGAAAAUCGAUGAAGACUCCGCAUCGCUUCAAUCCACCGAAACGACACUCACGACGAUCAGCACCUCUGCCCUAGGCGAAGAAGGUCCACCCGCGAAGAAGAGAAAGGUCGUCGUGGGAUUACGGAAUUUGGGGAAUACCUGCUACACCAACGCCGUCGUACAAGUCCUAGCUCACACCGAGCCCCUCCGCGACUACUUCCUCACAAACGCCACCUCCUUCGGUCCCCCAACUCUCUCCCAAGCCUCUCAAUCCUCCGAUCGCCCCAUGACCCCACCCGUCCGUGGCCCACGUACACGGCGUGCAGCGGCACUGCAGAAGUUGGAAGCGGAGACGCCGAUUGAAGUUAACCUUUGUGCCGAGUUUGCGACGUUGGUUAAUUCGAUUUGGCAUGAGGAGGAGGUAUCGCAUUCACCCGCCUCCCUGGCAAGUCUGGCACCGAUUGGGGGAAAGGCGAAGAGGGUGAGGAGUAGGACUGGGACGCCCACGACAGGUCCGGGAAGUAUUUCCCCUCAUGCGUUCAGUGCCGCCGUAACCCGCGCCGUACCCUCCUUCGAACUCGGCGAACAACACGACGCACAAGAGUUCCUUCGAUGUGUAUUACAACGCAUGUCAACUGAAAUCGGCGAGCACAAACGGAAGGAGUUGUUCGGUGAGGAAGCGGGUGUGGACGUCGAUGGCUGGGAUUUCAGAGGGUUGGAGGAGAGUGGAGUCGUACAGCAAGUGUUUGGGGGGAUGUUACAGAACAAGAUUAAAUGCCUACACUGCGGCCACACCUCCAUCAAGCCUGAGCCAUUCCUGGAUUUAUCACUGGAUAUCCCGGUCGAUACGGCAUCGUGUACGAUUCAGGAAUGUCUCAACCUCUUCUCCUCACCCGAAGAACUCGGUGGGGAGACAACCACGAACACGACCACAACAAGCGCCGCAACGACCCCGGACUCAACACCUACCCCCUCCAUCACCACUGACAUCGACACCUCGGCUUCCGCCCCAUCCUGGCUCUGCCCCAGCUGUCGUCUCCGCCGGCCAUGUACGAAGUCACUAGCCAUCUCGGCAUUACCGCAAGUCUUGUGUCUUCAUCUCAAACGGUUUAAAUGGGCUGGUCCUAACCCGAGUGCUGCGCUGGAAGUGGCUGAGCUGGGGACGACGAAGAAAAGGAGGAGGAGACACACGAAGGGGAUGGAUAAGUUGAAGAUUACGACGCCGGUCACGUUUCCUCUCACUGGCCUUGAUGUGUCUGAGUUUACCGAGCGUGAAGGCGGGGGUGAGGAGCAUAAGGAGGAGGAAGAGGGUGUGGUGUAUGAUGCAUUUGGGGUUGUUGUGCAUCAUGGUGUCAAUAUUAACUCGGGCCAUUAUACCGCGUAUAUUUUGCGUGAGGGUGAGGGAGAGGGUGAGGGCGUGGGCGUGGAGGGCACAGGGAGUGAUUGGUGGCAUCUGGAUGAUGAGAAGGUUAGGAAAGUUGAGGAGAAGGAGGUCGAGGCUUCGCAGGCGUAUAUGAUUUUUUAUCGCAAGAGGACUACCGCCUCCGCAGAGCCCACAGUCGAUGACCUUAGUGUCUGA